AUGGAUAUUGCGGCUUUUCACAGUUUAUCGGAGACGACGCUGCCACUGAACAACGGUUUUGAUGUCGACUGGGUCUGGAAUCAUUCUUUGAUGCCCCAAAUUGAUGGGAACAUCGACUUAGGGGAUCUCGGUCUCCCAGCUCAGAAAGCUGUGGACCCAAUAUUGCCCAUUGCGCCAGAAUUGAACUGCACUUCCUUAGACCCGUCCCCGACAACACUCUUCACGGACGAAGACUCGACCGACGACGAAGACCACUCGGAAGUCACAAACCAGCUUUCCGCUCGGCUCGGUUCCCUGCUUGCGAUGGACAACGGCGAACAUCACUUCUACGGCGCAACUUCGAACUUCAACUUGGUGCGAGGAAGAGUUGCUUCGGUGUUCUACCCGAAAUCAAGCAACAGGGGCAGACAAGCCGAAGCUCGUCUGGAAGCUACUGGUCUUAAUCAAAACUUUGGUGGUGAUCUGAUUGAUCACCUGCUCGAUUUGUUCUUCACCUGGCACAACCCGAGUCUCUAUACCGUCGAUCGACAGCUUUUCGACAAGGCCCGGAAGGAGUACGAGGACGGAAACAAAGACACCCCGUUCUUCUCCCCGUUUCUUCUCAAUUCUAUUUGUGCCGUUGGCGCGGCGUUCGAGUCUCGGAAGCAUGCAAAUCUUCCGAACCCCUUAUCAGAAUUGUUCGCCAGCCGGGCGACGACUUUGCUUGAUAUCGAGCUGGAACACCCCAAAAUCGCUACCGUUCAAGCAUUGGCAGUUCUGAGCAGUCAUGAGGCAGCCUUCACCCGGGAUACUCAAGGAUGGCUUUUUAGCGGCAUGGCUGUUCGACUCGCUAUAGACUUUGGAUUGCACAGCGGAGUCAAGCCCUACCUUGAUGCCGGUUCCAUGUCGAUAGAGGAAGCUCGAGGCCGAAGCGUUGCAUUCUGGGGCGCUGUCGCUACAGAUAGGAUGUGGGGUUUAUACCUCGGAAGACCUUUCCAUAAUAUACUUCAGAUUGCCACGGUAGAAACACCAAUGUCUCUCUCCCAACGAGAGCGAGGGUGUGGCGCCUCUGGUGCUGUACCGAAAGAGCCUGGCUCAACCGAUAGGCUUCUGGCUUUACAGGAAACAUUGGUCGAGCAAUGGAUUCAGCUAUCAAGAAUAAUGUCUCCUCUUGAGAGCUCGCUAUAUUUCCGUGCCGACGCAUCAAACACCGAGUUGCAGAAGAUAGGACAAGAAACAUGGCAAAGACUCUUAUCCUGGAGGCAAUGCUUACCGGGUGAGCUCGACUUGGACUUGGACAAGCCAAUGCCGGAAGAUUGCCGUCCGCACGUGUUGAUUUUACACAUGAUUUUCGAGUAUCUAGCCAUCGUCCUACACCGGCCUUUCGUGGCUAAGAAUUACAUCCAGCCCAUCCCACGCGUUGGACAGGGCCCCCAGCACGCGAGAGAGAUGUGCGUCCGCUCGGCGUCCCGCAUCUCUAUCCUCCUCUCCUGGUACGAGCAGCGCUUUUCGCUCAGCAAUAUCAACAUCCAGGUCGUCCAGAUCACAUUCAGCGCGGCGCUAAUUUUGGUCUACGCUUCGGUGUCGGAAAACGACGCCCAGAGCCACCGGCAGCUGUCGUGCCACCUCGAAGUAUGCUGCCGUGCGCUGGCGGAGCUGGGGGCUACGUUCAACAAUGCGACGCGGACUUUGGACGUUUUGUUGCAGAUCAAGAGGGCUUGGCAGGCUCGGCUUGUUGCUGCGUCGGCCGGAUCGAAGAGGAGGGGAUCUUCUGUGACGUAUUCGUCGCAGUCGAAGCGUAGGAUCCAGGGUGACCCCGAAGCGCGCACGCCGAGGUGA
Colletotrichum karsti is the source of this 1818-nucleotide messenger RNA. RefSeq names its product fungal specific transcription factor. NCBI's taxonomy places the organism in Eukaryota, Fungi, Ascomycota, Sordariomycetes, Glomerellales, Glomerellaceae. The coding region runs from base 1 to 1818 and encodes 605 amino acids. Gene Ontology annotation, molecular function: zinc ion binding; DNA binding. The record is from RefSeq and is a predicted model, not a curated record. The transcript is spliced from 6 exons. Gene Ontology annotation, biological process: DNA-templated transcription.